AUGUAUAGAGGACCAAGUAAUGGUGGUUUAUCGAGUUUAGGUAAAAGAGAUAGAGAUAAUGAUGAUGACGAAGAUGGUGAAAAGAAAGAUAAAUUAUCAUUUGAUAUUCCAAAACCAAUAUAUCCCCCAAGAAAAGAUAUGCCAUCUAUACCAAUAAUUGAUAGCGCAAAUUAUCGUAUGAUUGAAUACGUUAUUAAAUUAAAAGAAAGCAUCCCUUUUUCAAUUUACAAUCUUAGUAGAGAUUCAAUAAAACCAAAAGAUGGUAUUGAAAGAUAUUCAAAUAGGUUUGAGAAAAAUGAUGAUACAGGAUCAACAUUUGAAAUAGGUUUAGUAGGUAUAAAAUAUGGUUAUUUUCCAUAUGAAUUGGUUGUAAAUAAAAAGAAAACAAAGAAAAAACUCAAUAUGUCAAAUAAAACUAUUGAGGAAUUACAAAAAUUAGAAAAAGAAGGUGGUGAAGGUGAAGGUGAAGGUGAGGAAAAUGAAGAGGAGGAACCAGAAGAAGAGGAUGAAGGUGAUUAUGAUGAUGGUGGUGGUGUAGAUGAUGAUUCUGAUAUGGGUGGUGAUUCUGAUGGAGAUGGUGAAGCUACUUAUUAA
Molecule: messenger RNA, 594 nt
Organism: Dictyostelium discoideum AX4
Lineage: Eukaryota; Evosea; Eumycetozoa; Dictyosteliales; Dictyosteliaceae
Exons: 2
Coding region: 1-594 (197 amino acids)
Biological process (GO): transcription by RNA polymerase III
Cellular component (GO): nucleus
Source: RefSeq, a predicted model, not a curated record